Messenger RNA from Aspergillus tubingensis, 750 nucleotides. RefSeq lists its product as uncharacterized. The transcript has a single exon. Lineage: Eukaryota; Fungi; Ascomycota; Eurotiomycetes; Eurotiales; Aspergillaceae. Bases 1 to 750 code for a protein of 249 amino acids. The record is from RefSeq and is a predicted model, not a curated record.
AUGCGUUACUCAACCCACGUUGUGACCGCUCUGGCCUUCGCUGCCGGCACUGUCCACGCAGCCCAGUCCGCUAGUGACGACGGCAAAGUGACAACAGUGACCGCCCAAAGUACCGUCGAAGCCACCGCUGUCGUCACCGCGGAGCCCAGCAGUGCUGCAACUGAAUCCGCCGUUCAGCACCCCCCUCCCAUUGCCGCAUCCAGUGCCCCAGCUUCUGCCUCCUCCGAGACAAGCGUCCCAGUCAUCAAGUCCAGCGCUACUGAGUCUCAGCCCGCUGUCACUGAAUCCAGCGCUCCAGUAGCCACCAACACCGAGCCCGCCGCUGUUGGAUCCAGCGCCCCGGCUACCCAGGCGAUUGGCACCGCUGCUCAAACGAGCGUCCCGCUCAUCAAGACCUCCGGAGGGGAGACACAGGCCGCUCAAACGAGCGCUCCAGCUGCUGCCAGCGUCCCACCAGUACCGAUCGAAUCGAACCCCGCUGUGACCAGUGCUCCUCCUGCCAGCAUCCCCCCGGCCGCUAGCGGCAACGCCAGCACCACUUCAUCGCAGCGGUUCUCCAACUCGACUACCUCUUCAGGGUCCUUCUCUACCGGCACCUCUGGAGGCGGUGGCGGUGGCGGCGGCGCUGCUACUGUUCCUGCUGCACCCACCUCCACGGGAUUCAUCUCGUCCAGCUCCGGUGCCAAGAUGGUCCUUCCCGGCCUUGCUCUUGUCGGAAGCAUCGCCAUGGGCUUGCUUGUCUUGGCUUAG